AUUAAAGUCAGAAUUCUGACUUUAAUCUCAGAAUUCUGACUUUUUUCUCAGAAUUCUGACUUUAAUCUCAGAAUUUUGAGGUGGGCACCUGCAGGCAUCCAUCUUCAGUGACAGGGAUGUGUCCAGGUGUGCAGGUGGAGACCUAAUUCACCAAACAUGGUGGAUAUAAGUGAUUUUUUGCGUGGCCGAGGGGUCCCCGAAGAUGCUGUUUUAUUAAUGGAAGAGCAGAAGAUUGACUGUGACGUCAUAGCACUGAUGGAUGACGCAACUUUGGCAAACUACAUUCCCUCGUACGGAGACCGAAUUGCCCUCUUCAAUUUCUGCAAAAGCAAGCAACCACUGUCAAAAAGAAAACUAGGACUUCUGCAAAAACUUCGUGAGAAAAUGAAAACCAGAAAAGAAAGUCCAAAGGAGAACACCUCACAUACAGAUGCAGGAAUAAGACAGACAAAGAAGCAAAAAGCAACACGAAAUGUUGAGAUAGGAUGGAUACAUAGUGAUGGAAAAGUAGCCAAACAGGUGAGAGCGAAGCAGGGAGGUGGCACUAGAAAAAUUCAAAUGGCCACUGAUGCUGGAUUAAAAGAUAUUCUUCAAGAAGGAAAGAAACUUUUUUUUCCUGAUGGCAUAUCUCCUAAGGGAUGUGAAACAGAUUUUGAGUUUGAGGUUUGGGACUUUAAACAGAACCACCUUACUGAUGAUACCUGCCAGUCUAUUGGCAAUAUGUAUGAGGCAGCGAGACUGACAAUGUUACGCUUCUACAUCGCAACAAAACCAAAAGAUCCUGAAGAAGAUGCCAGCGAGACAUCUGAAGUGGUGUUUGUCUCAGAAAGCAGUGGCAGUGAUAGUAAUCCAUUGCAAGUGGGGGAAGUCAGGGGUAAUUUUGAUGAAGUCAUCACUGGUUCAGAAAUUUCAGAUGAUCCAGAAAUAACUUUUGGGCCAAUUUUUGAUGCUGAAGAAGAUACAGAAGACACAUUAGUCUAUGAGGGUUUUCUUGUACCCCUCAGUCCACCUAAUUCAGAGAACGUAAUAACAAUCACCAUACGUCAUACUGACACUUUACGUGACAUGAUUACUGCUUUCUCUGAUGCAGAGAUUUUGAGAAAAACACUGAAUGUGAAGCGCAUACUUCCAGACAACACAGAAGAACCAGGCACUGGAUCAGGAAUACUAAGAGAUGUACUCACAUGCUUCUGGCAUGAAUUUAUGAGCGAUGCACCCUAG
This is a messenger RNA of Oreochromis niloticus (Nile tilapia), 1221 nucleotides long. RefSeq lists its product as uncharacterized. NCBI's taxonomy places the organism in Eukaryota, Metazoa, Chordata, Actinopteri, Cichliformes, Cichlidae. Bases 157 to 1221 code for a protein of 354 amino acids. The record is from RefSeq and is a predicted model, not a curated record. The transcript has 2 exons.